Molecule: messenger RNA, 5165 nt
Organism: Oncorhynchus keta (chum salmon)
Lineage: Eukaryota; Metazoa; Chordata; Actinopteri; Salmoniformes; Salmonidae
Product: EMILIN-3-like
Exons: 6
Coding region: 526-3009 (827 amino acids)
Cellular component (GO): extracellular matrix
Molecular function (GO): protein binding
Source: RefSeq, a predicted model, not a curated record
UGCUCCACACACACACCCUCGUACACACACAGAGCACAGAAGACGGAAGAAGCUGAGUCAGAAACGUCCACCCUUUCACACACACACACACACACUUGCAUGUGUAUAUGGAUAUGUGGCAUUCCUAGACACCAUCUCUAUCUCUAUCUCUCUCUCUCUCUCCUUUACUUUACCUUUGGUUGUGCUCUCUCCCUCCCUCUUUCCCUCUUCCCUUCUCCUUCUCUAGUUUUCCUUCUGCUCUGCCUGUCGCUGGCAGUUGCCUGAGAGAGUGUGUGUUGAAGAAAACAGAAGAGAAGAGGUGCAGGACGGGUCAGGAUGCUGUGGACUCUGCAGAUGUAUGCGUCUACAGGUUUCCCUCAGGGCUGACUGAAGACAAGACAAAAACACUCGAGGCACCAGGAUCCUAACACACAGCUUGUCUGUUUUUUUCUCCUUUGGUUCUCAACCUGUCCAUCAGUUGUUCAUCUUUGUCCUCCUUUUUGGUGCUUUUCCACGGGUUAUUUUGGAAGCCACCCAGAAGAGAAAAUGAGGUCCAGGUUGCCUCAAGCCGCUUUGCAGCCCUUUUUUCUAGGACUGUUGCUGUCACUGGUGGACGCCAAAGGAACCUUCUAUGGAACAGGCCAUGGGAACCCGCUCUAUGGAGGAGGCCAUGGGAACCCGCUCUAUGGAGGAGGCCAUGGCAACAGAUACAACCUGUACAAGUCUGGAGCCAACUCACACUACAGCCCGGGCAAACCCUUGGGCCGUCACAAAAAUCACUGUGCGUAUGUGGUCCAGAAGAACAUCACGUGUAUGAUUGAGGACGGCAUGGCCACCUAUGUGAAGGCAGAGUACACCACCAAGUGCAUCUGGGGUCAGAAGUGUCCUGUCGUCAUGUACCGGACCUUCUACAAGCCCAAGUAUAAGGUGGGCUAUAAGAGAAUUACUGCGCUGGAGUGGAGGUGUUGUCCUGGCUACUCUGGGGAGAACUGCUACGAUGGACCCACCACUCUGCCCCCUUUCAAAGGGGGUGCCCCACACCGACCAGGGAUCAAGGGGUACCCCCAUGGGCAGCCCCAACCUCCCCUGAUCCAAAAACCUGUCCCUGGUGGGGCUAAUCUGGAGCCAGGGAGCCCCUUCCCAAAUCAGCCUAAUAGCAGACCCAUCCCCACUGGACAACUGCCCACCGGGAACGGCAAACCCAACUAUGUUGGUGGAGACCGUCUCGAUCGUAUGGAGGAGGACCUGCUUCGUCUGACCCAGGAUCUGGACAUUCUGAACGGGGUGAUGGCCAGCCUAGAAGACCGCCUGCACCUCUCUCUCCGGGAGGACACAAAAAAUAUGCUGGGCUCCUUGCUCUCCACCGUCCCCCGUCUUUCAGACACCUCUGUUGGCUUUGGGGUGAUCCCAGACGGGACCCCAGAUGGCCUGGAGGGGGGAGAGGGACUCCCUGGGUUCAGAGACCUGGCUGGGAGGGUGACAGAGGUAAAGGAUGAGCUCAAAGCCAAAGGACAUGUGCUUGAGGAGAUACAGGGCAUGGUUCUGGGCCAUGAAGGGCAGCUGAAAAAGUUGUUGGAAGCUGUGACUGGCAGGCCCAUCACUGGGUCAGUCUCUCCCUCCACCCUGGAGGAGCUGCUGGAUGCUAAACUAGCAGGUGUCCGCGCUGACAUCCUGGACGGCUUUGAGAGGCGUCUGUCUGGCCUGGAGAACCACUGUGAGGAGAGGAUAGGAGAGGUCCAGAGACAGUGCCAUAAUGAACACAUGAACGGCCAGGAGCACAUACAGCAGUCUCUGGACGGCAGAGAAACUGGACUGAGAGAGGAGCUGGGUACCCUGCAGGCCCAGAUACAGGGACUGACCCUCACUGAGAGCUGCUGUGGACAGCAGGUGAACAGCCUGUCGCAGAGGAUGUUGAUGCUGGAGGAGUCAGUGAAGGGCUUAAAAGAGUCCCAGCUGGAGCUUCAGGUUUCUCUCACUGACCAGACCAUCCACAUUGAGACCCUGAUAGAGGCCCAUCUGGAAGACAUGGAUGUCAGGCUCAAUGUCACCGAGUCUGGGGACGUAGGGGUUGGCAAGGUGCCUGGGGGUCUGGAUGGCUUCAAGACCCUGCUGAAGGACAAGCUGAAGUCCCUGGAGGAGAGGGUGUUUGUGGCUUUGGAGGAGCUGAGUAACACCACCGCCCCAACUCUGCUGGAGGGUCAGGUGAUGCCUGCCCUGGAGACAGAGAUUGAGUCGGUCAGGAGGAGGGUGGAAGGAGAUCUGGACUGCAUCCAGAGGAAACUCACAGACCUGGAGCUCCUCUGCACCUCCUCCUGCUCCCACGCCACUCCCCCUGGAGGAGGCGCACGGACAGGCCUAGCGGCGGAGUGUGAGGCGGUGGAGAAGAAGGUGUCAGGCCGUCUGGACUCCCAUGCUGACCAGCUGGACCGUCUCAAUACCACCCUGCAGACCCUACUGAGCCGCAUUGCCCAGGAGGACGAGGAAGGCUCUGUCCAGGGAGAGAUCACCCUCCUCAAGAUCAAAGUCAACUCAGUCAACCGCACCCUGAAGGGCCUGAGGGACUCUGUUAGCCUGUUCAGUAAGGAAGUGGGCCAUGCUAAUGCCACGUGGACACACAGGGAGAAUCAGCUAGCCACACAGGUCCAGGGUAUCACCCAGCUGGUGGGACGCCAGGCCUUCCUCCUGGGGGCCGGGGAGCACCGACUAGCCCAGCUAAAGGGGGAGCUGGUGAGCAUGAGGAGGAGACUGGCUGGGGAGCUGCAGGGCUGCCGGAGUACGGCCCUGGGGGUGCAGAGGGAGGUGGAGGAGGUGGAUAGUCGAGUGGCCCAGGUGGAGGGACAGUGUGGUAGCCUGGGGGAGCUGGCGGACAACCUGGAGAGGAUCAGGACAGAGCUGGAGAGACACUCAGACUUGCAACUGUCACAGGUCAAAGGAACGAUGGCCAGUCACUCCACACAGCUGGCCAAACUGAAGGGAGAAAUGAAAGACUGUGUCGGAAAUGGCUCAGCCAAUCAGAGGGGAGACCAGUAACACUUGUGCUAUGGAGAAAGACGUAUGUCCUCUCAUCUUCUGCUCUCCUUCAUCUGCUCAAAUGGGAAACUUGAGAACAGAUUCAUUCCUGCAUUUUCAGAUCAGUGAAGGAGAGGAGAUGAGUAGAAUAGGCCAUUUGAAGCUAUUGAAAUGCACCCUUGGUUGUAUAGUUGGGCAAUAUUUUCCCUCAAGUUUUUCUUCAAAAGGGGCAUUUAGUUUUUUUCUUAUAGUUUUGUUUUCACAUUUUAUAUUGAUAUUAACUGACUUUUUAACUUAUUUGAAGAAAAGAUGACUUCAUUGUUAUACUGUAUUAGACAUAUUUGUGAAAAAUUAUCAACAAAAACAAAGCAAAUGAUAUCCCACUGGGCACAGACGUCAAUUCAAUGUCUAUUCCACAUUUGUUCAACUCAAUUUGAUUGAAAUGAAGUGGAAACAACGUUGAUUCAACCAGUAUGUGCCCAGUGGGUUGGGACUAUGGGUUUCUACCCUGCAAGCACACUCUACUCUCUGUGUGGACUGUCCUUUAAAAAUACUGUAUGUCAAUAUGAAAGGUGCUAGACAUUUGGUUAACAUUCAUUUUUGAGUAUUUCUCCUUAAAGGUCCCGAACAUCAUCAAAAUGACUGUUGCUUCUACAUUGAUAAAGUUGGAUCAUAAAGUCACUGGUCCCCUCCCCCAUGUCAAACGCUUGGAUUCAGGAGGCAGGCCAGAUACUCCUUCCUCUAUCUCUGGACAGGCAUAACCAAGGCUUUACGUCCGGCUUUAUGCAACGUCACAUGAAGCAGGAAGUGUAAAACCCCAACGGUAGCGUCUUAUCAUAUAUAUUAUGUUCUGCCUUAAAACCGACAUCACGUGCCCCUACGCCUUGAUUUGGUCUUGUCAACAAACCAUAAGCCAGUAUCUCGCUCAAACAGAACGUAUGAAGACAUCAGAAAGCUGUGGCUGCUUUUCAUUUCGGGUGGGCAGGAGGCAGCUUUACCAAUUGGGGAGAACAUUCGAUGAGUCGUGCCAAGAAGCUCGUCCUGAAAACGGAUGCCAUCAUAGACAGUGGAUCUUGGAAGCGCUGACCAUAAUGUAAGUAUCAGAGUUCGAUGUCUGACACGGUAGCCAACAUUGUUGGAGAUCAUAGGCCUAACGUCAAAUAAUGCAACUGUGGCUGCUUUGACAUGUAAACGGUAUAUUUUCUAUAACACAGCUGAGUCACUACAGUAUAUGGUUUUUAUCUUUCAUCCCUAAGCCCCCUACAUUUAGUCUUAGAACACACAGCUGGCCCCAAGGGAUGUUGUCCACAAAAGGAAUAUAAUAUUUUGCCCUUUCAUUUCGUUGUCUUACAGUUGAUGUAUCUUGUGUCAUUGGGGCUAGUCAUGAUGAUUUAUAUUUUUUUUUGGGGGGGGGGGAUUAUAGUUAUUAAUUUCAAAUCUGCAUCAGUUGAGCAAUUCACACACACUAAAAUUCAAAAUAAAAACAUUGAAAAGUUUCACAAAAACUGCACAACCAAAUAUUGCAUAUUUCAAAUAAAAAACACCUUGUAGAAUGAGAAAACAAAUAGAAAACACAUUGUAGAAUGAGUAGAUAGAAUCAUAAAAUACAAUAAAAUGCACUACCCAUUUAACAAACAUUUCCCCUUUCAAAAACAUUACAGGCUACGUAGAGAGGCUCCUAGGUCUCCUCUUCAAUGAGAUCACCUUUGAUCCAGCUCCAUAGGUGAGGAAGCUGUGCGAGCUGUCCAUCGCAGGACACCUGUCUGCCCCAGUGUGAGCUGUUGUCUCCCGCUUCAAUCUUUAGGGUGACUGAAGCCUGCUUGAUUGAAGUGAGGUAUAUGGGUUCCUCGCCCCUCCCCAUCAAUCUCUGUAGUUGUAUUUCCUGAAUCAUAAGUAAUUAACUUUCACGUGAUAUGAUAUCACAUUUUGUUAUAGAAACUUUUUAAAAAGCAUUCGGACAGGAGAUGAGUGUUAGAAAUGACACAAAUCAAUGGGUCCUACACACUGUAGGGUGGCCGGGUGCCUAUAUCAGGCACAUGGCUCUAAUUAUGUAUCUUCUGUCAAAUUAUGUCUCACCAUUACUUCUCACCUUUAUUUCUCAUGAGUGUUCUAGUUGAUCUUUUUGCUAUGCUGGCCUAUCAUAGAAUAUAAAAUAAAUGUCUGAUCUUUACAUACAA